Messenger RNA from Schistocerca piceifrons (Central American locust), 840 nucleotides. Its product is annotated as H/ACA ribonucleoprotein complex subunit GAR1-like. The transcript is spliced from 2 exons. The record is from RefSeq and is a predicted model, not a curated record. NCBI's taxonomy places the organism in Eukaryota, Metazoa, Arthropoda, Insecta, Orthoptera, Acrididae. The coding region runs from base 61 to 723 and encodes 220 amino acids.
GAAACCACUCGGCAGCAUCAGUCAUUGCCUGCUCGCAGCCGACCAUCUUCAGCAGCAGCAAUGAGGAUCCUGGUGUGCGUGUUCCUGUUCGGACUGGCUCUUGCCGAGGAGAAACAAGUCGAAAAACGUGGUCUGGUUGGAUCCCUGGGCAGCUACGACCACGGAAUAAUUAGCGGUUAUGGUGGUGGCUACGGAGGUGGGUAUGGAGGCGGCUAUGAUGGCGGCUAUGGUGGAGGCUUUGGAGGCGGCUAUGGAGGCGGCUAUGGAGGUGGCAUCAGCUCGGCUGUUGGAGGCGCCAGAGUGACCAACAUCGCCAUCACCAAGCAGGUCCCCGUUCCAUACCCAGUAACAGUGCAGCGUACUGUCCCAGUACCAGUCAAGGUUCCUGUCACAGUACCAGUCAACAGGCCGGUACCAGUGCCCGUCCCACAGCCGUACCCUGUCCCCGUGCAGAGGCCAGUCCCAGUACCCGUGAGUGUCCCUAGCCCAGUCCCCGUACCAGUACCACAGCCUGUCGUCGUCAACCAGCCGGUACCUGUCGUCGUGGGAGGCGGAGCUGGUAUUGGCGGAGGUCUCGGAGGUGGCUACGGCGGUGGCUAUGGCGGCGGGUUCGGUGGAGGCUACGGUGGAGGCUACGGUGGUGCCAUCGGCGGUGGCUACGGCGGUGGUUACGCUGGAGGCAUAUCUGGAGGCUAUGGAGGCUACGGGAAAUACAGCCACUAACAUCAGCAGCUCACCCCAACAUCUCAAACAAUACAUGACACCAGAGAUUCAUCUUUCAUUCUUCAUACCUGUUUGUAACUAUAACGGAAAAUAAAGCCAAAUGAUUAAAAAAAGUUA